This is a messenger RNA of Staurois parvus, 312 nucleotides long. NCBI's taxonomy places the organism in Eukaryota, Metazoa, Chordata, Amphibia, Anura, Ranidae. The record is from the annotation of a GenBank genome assembly.
CGUAACUGUUCUGGUGCAUUCCAAUGGAAGUGGAGACCUUUUACUGUCAUAGCAGCUGCAUCAACCUUGUGUGACAGGUCUAUACAAAGGAGUCAUGUUGUACCAUAACCCCGAUUUUAUACUCUCUUCUCAUGAAUAAAGAAUGUGCCUACCAGGGGCGGACUGACCAUUUGGAAACUCGGGCACUGCCCAAGGGCCCGGGGUCAGUAGGGGGCCCCAUGAGAUGCCCCUGGUACCUUUUUCAUAGGCUUUUUUGAGUUUGGGCAAGGACACAGGGGCCCCAUGAUCCCCUAUUGCCCGGGGGCCCCAUGA